This is a messenger RNA of Symbiodinium necroappetens, 1200 nucleotides long. The record is from the annotation of a GenBank genome assembly. NCBI's taxonomy places the organism in Eukaryota, Dinophyceae, Suessiales, Symbiodiniaceae.
AUGGCUUCCUCAGCGCCCGUUCUGCGACUGCUGCGCCUCCUCGUCUGCUUCCCGUCUCUAGCGGCGCCGCUUUGGAGCUCUGAGGAGGAGACCCUUCUCGCUGAGUUCAGUGUGGUGCAGACGAGUUCGCUGCUGAAACCUCUCUCCCCCGUCGAAUCCCCGCAUUUCGAAGCAGCGAGCCGUUGGCAUCCGCGGUUCGACCACCAUUUCUGGGAUGCUUUCUCGCCGUGCAUCUCCUUUUCCUGUCGCGGGAGAGACAUGGGCCAUCGGCACCAGAUGACUUGGGGCCAAGUCUUGCCGAGCCUCCUUGAAAACGGAGUUUGCGAGGAGUGUGUCUACAAUGCAUGCGAGAAGCCGCGGAUGUUCCAGCUGGUCCGGGCACCGGCCAAUGCCUUCAGCAGCCUGGGUUUUGUGGCGGUGGGCCUCUUCGCUCUUUUCGUGACCUUCCUGGACCUCCUGCAUGGGCCCUCUCGGAGACAGGGGCCGGUGAUCCUCCACGGAAUACUCUUCGGAACAGUUCUGGUGGCUGAAGGGGUCGCCUCCUUUGCCUACCAUGCGUCCUUGUCGCUGCAGAUGAAUGUCCUCGACUGGCGGACAAUGCUUGUAAGCUUCGCAGCUCAGGGCUUCGGGCUGGUGACUGCCAGCCAAGCUUUGGCUCGUCACACUGUCAGCAGCUGGCUCGUCGCCAUCCUCUUCAUGGCUUACUCCUUGAUCCUCUUGCUCAGCCUAAGUCUGAGUUGCGGAUGCUUUUGCUCCAUAGACGAGGCCUGCGAUAGCCCUGUUUGGCCGAUGGUGUGGCUGGGCACUGGGCUCGUUUGCCUGGCAGCUCCCGUGUCUGUGGAGUGGUCUUUUUCCUACCAAUGCUUGCAAGAGCUCCAAGGCCAAGACAGCGCCCAGCUCCGCAUCGUGGCUAAUGCUCGCCGACUCGUUCGAUGCUUCGUAUGGAGCUCGGUGGCUCUGUGGCUACUCGGAUACGCCUGCAAGCUCCUGGACGACCACCAAAUCAUGUGCCGGCCUUCGUCACUCUUCCAAUUUGUGGGACUGAUGCAUCUCGUGAUGGCCACGGCUAUGCUCUUGAGCUUCCUCGCGACGAGGACAUGCUCGAACCUCCUCGUAGUGUCUUUGGAAUCCGACCCAUUCAAAUGCCAAGCAAGCGCUCAGCCCACAAGGGGCGCAGUGGGCGGAUCGAUACCAAACUGA